This is a messenger RNA of Tigriopus californicus, 1902 nucleotides long. RefSeq lists its product as uncharacterized. The coding region runs from base 491 to 1768 and encodes 425 amino acids. The transcript has 6 exons. The record is from RefSeq and is a predicted model, not a curated record. NCBI's taxonomy places the organism in Eukaryota, Metazoa, Arthropoda, Copepoda, Harpacticoida, Harpacticidae.
UCCAGUUAAGCCCAUGUUAAGGCCAAGCGCUCAAAACUAUACAAUUUGCGCCCUCUCUGCCAUUUUUGCCAUGAGUUUACACUGAAAAAUCACGUCGGGUGCUUUGCAUUCUUAUCCGAAAAGUCCUGCCCUAUGAACAAAAGAAAAAUUCGUGUGAAGAAACAAAAAAUACUGUAGUGUGUUCUUGGGCCCUUUGAAUGCUUAGGCAAGUUUGUAAUUGUUGAGAAAUCAAACGGCAAAGAGUGCAAGACUUCCAAACGGCAAUCGAUGCUGGUAGGAUUGGCUGAGAUCCAGUUUCUUCUAUUACCCAACAAAAAGGGCUUGAAUGUUUUCAACGUGGCGUCUGCUGGGUGAGAGGUGCAAAUUUCACGACCUACCUAUAAAAGCCAGAUCUUGACACUCUCUCAUCAUCAGUUCCUCAUUAGGAUUUGACCAGUCUGCUCUUACCUCUUGUGGUUGAUUCCGAAAGCAGACAGAGACACCAGCAACCAUGAAAAAUCCCAUUAGCUUGACUCUUGUUGCAUGCUGCUUGGUGUCCUCCGGUGCAUUAGCCCGCCAUGGUCGACCUUUAGGCCCAUUUGAGACUGAGGGUGUGGAAUAUGAAGGUCGCUCAGCUCAGCAAGCCCAACCCAAGCCUCAAGCAAACGCAUUUGAUCUAUUGGAUCCAAAAUUGGCCCAACAGCUCCAAGCCCUGAUUUUAGAGCGUCAGGGGGGAGGGAGUGCUCCAAGCGACACGUCCAUCUAUUUGAACAAUCCCCUCCGCAAUGGCGACACAAACUCGUCCAAUGAGGUCGACGAUGGGGACAAUCCAACCAAUAAUGAUGUGGAAGCCGACGCUGAUAACAGCACCUCAUCCGGGGUGCUGUCCAUCAAUCCAGAGGUCCUUCCCGAGGGUUGGACUUGCAUGGAUAAGGUUAUGAUGGUGGAAGAGAUUGAAUAUACUGAUGAAAUUCAAUGCACCCACAUCUUGGACGAAUCCUGCCAUGAAACCUAUGAAACCGUUUUCAAGACUGAAGAAGUUGAAGAAUGCAAGGAGAAGUUCUUGAAGAAUUGCUACAUUGAGUACCACGCCGUCCCGCGGUCCGAAAAACUGGAGGUAUGCCAACAGCCCAUGAUUCGGGACUGUGACGCUCAAGGCGACGAGGUCUGCUCCAACGAGUAUGAAACUGUGUGCGAGACCACCUAUCAUGAGAAUGAGGUCGAGGAUGAGAUCGCUCAAUGUGUGUCGGAUCCCACCGAGGUUUGCAAUGACAAUGGCAAGUGCACCAAUGUACCCAGACAAGUGUGCAAUGUGAUGAAGAUGAACAGCACCAAGUUGACCCCAGAGACCGAUUGUCGGCAAGAGGUCCGGGAGGUGUGUGGUCCAGAGAGCUGUCCAUUGACUCAAGGUCCCCGAGUGUGUGCCAAUGAAAUCAAAACCUUCGUUCAAGAUGUUCCCGAGGAGGUGUGUCAUUUGAAUCCUCAGAGAAUCUGCAAUCCUACCAACAAGAUCAUUCCCAAGUUGGAGCAACGCGUCAAAUGCAUCGACGUGCCACGGGAAGUGUGCAGCACUGUUCAAGUGGAGGCUAAGAAGGUCAGCAGGCCAGUGGUGAAGAAGUGGUGCGGCAUUCUGCCUGGUAAUACCAGUGGAAGUGAGGAAGAAGACGACGAAGGGGAGGAGGGCACCGAGACAACACAGGAACCUGAGGUUGAAACCACUGAAAGCCAAACUCAAGCCUCCAACACUGCCAAUAACGACACUGAUGUUGCUACUGAUCCAUCCAUCUAAAACGUCCCAAUCCAUAGUGAAUCCUCGACCGUUACAAUUAGUAAACCAUUGUUUUGACGUCACAUUGACUCUAAUUAUAUUUUGAUGCUUUUAUCAGACUUGUAACAAAUAAGAAAAUGGCAGUCAAAAAUUAA